Phaeoacremonium minimum UCRPA7 is the source of this 840-nucleotide messenger RNA. Its product is annotated as putative coq5 family methyltransferase protein. The record is from RefSeq and is a predicted model, not a curated record. The coding region runs from base 1 to 840 and encodes 279 amino acids. NCBI's taxonomy places the organism in Eukaryota, Fungi, Ascomycota, Sordariomycetes, Togniniales, Togniniaceae. Gene Ontology annotation, molecular function: methyltransferase activity. The transcript is spliced from 2 exons.
AUGGAGCAAGAGCGACCUACCAGCGAGAAGCCGGGGCAUCCGCCCGCUCAAGCGAGCCUACACGAGGUGCGGACUGCCGAGAACAGCGCUGCCUUUUUGCUGCCCAAGUUACAGUCUAUGAAAGAAUCCAACCCCCAUCUGAAGCUCUUAGACGUCGGCGCUGGCUCAGGCACCAUCUCCGUGAGUUUCUCCAAGCUCAUUCCCGAUGGCCACGUUAUCGGUGUCGACGUCAACGCCAACAUCUUGCCUCGGGCACAAGCUGUCGCUGAAGAGGCCGGCGUCCAAAAUAUCGAGUUUCAGCAGGGCAGUAUCUACAGUCUUCCAUUUCCUGAUGAGACAUUCGACCUCACAUUUUGUCAUCAGGUGCUGAUUCACAUCGGCAAUCCUUGGGACGCGCUGCGUGAAAUGCUCCGAGUGACAAAGCGAGGCGGCAUUGUUGCAGCCCGUGAGGGAGACUACGAAACGGAGUGCGUCUGGCCGGAAUCUUCUGAGCUGUUAAAGUUCCAUAAACUCAUGGCAGGCCUUAUGAGUGCCGGCGGCGGCACUCCAACUGCAGGUCGACAGCUCGUUUCCUGGGCACUCAAGGCUGGUGUCGAGCGAAGCCAGGUUACUCUCAGCUUUAGUACGACAUCCUACCAAACGCCAAGCGAAAGGACAACGUUGUCCGAGGGCUUGUGCGAUCAGCUCAGAGGAGGUGCUCGGCUACGUGAGAAAGCUGUCAAAUUCGGUCUAGGUACCGAGAUUGAUUUUGAGGAAAUGAUUCAGGCCUGGAAGGAGUGGGCAAAGAGUGAUGAUGCAAGUUUGGCAAUGCUGCAUGGAGAAAUCCUUGUCCAAAAGUAA